This is a messenger RNA of Cuscuta epithymum, 981 nucleotides long. The record is from the annotation of a GenBank genome assembly. NCBI's taxonomy places the organism in Eukaryota, Viridiplantae, Streptophyta, Magnoliopsida, Solanales, Convolvulaceae.
CGAUAUUCAAACUCUCAUGGUAGCGACAAAUCUUCUACAACAAAAAUUAAAUUCCAAUAAUUUUAGAAAAUAUGAAAGAAUGUAUGGAAAAACAUGACAUAUCAAUGGGUGCUCCAUUGAUAUUCUUCCUGGUUUCAAUUUUUCAAUAUCUCACUCGCUAUUUGGAGGUUAAUAAGAAGGUGUUUCAUUUUGUUUCCCUUUAAAUGAUCUCAUGCAUAAUUUUUUUUGAAUAUAUCUUACACAUAUUCACGGAGUUUUUGUUUCCUUUUCGGGUGGCCGUAUGAAGUUAUGAAUUUUCUCAAACUAGACGGAUUUCCUUAAACUUGAUUUAGAUGUUAAGAAUGAAUGAAAACGGACUAUGUUUUAUUGGUUUCCCAUUCAUGUGAGAGUUUUUCUAGAGAGCAACCAUGUCUACGGACGAUGUACGACUAAAGGCGGAAAUCAAGGGGCUCUUAAAGGAGGCCGCUGCUUUAUCACAGCCUUCUACAUUUGCACAGGCCGCAAAGAUGAGAAGAAUGGCAGCUACCAAAGAGAAAGAGCUUGCAAAAAGCAUAGAAAUGCACAGUAAGGAGUUAAGUUUUUCAUUUCAUAUGUAUGCAAAAGGCUUAUUAAUGUUGAAGGCCUUCACAUACCUUGUACUAGUUCUAUGGUUUUGGCAUGUUCCUGUGGGUUCUAUAUCCAAUGAGCUUAUACAACCUUUUGGUAAUGUUUUAUCUUGGCUAGCUGGAGGCCAAACAAACAACUAUACCAUGGUUGGGAUUAUUCCAUGGAUUUUUGUGUCUAGCAAGGCCAGCAGAUUCUUGCUCAAAAGAGUACUAAAAUAGGAAAGGAAGUAAUUGGGCUUAUAGAUAGUAACCAAUUUUGGUGUCAUCUCUUUUACUAGUAUUAUUCAAUAUUCUUGUCCAUUUUCAUGGAUUUGUUUCAUUUUGGUACUCCCAUAGCAUUACGGAUUGAUUGAUCUAAUAUAUGAGGUGAUUGAGC